AUGGUGUCUUCUCCCAUUACUGAAGGCCUCAUAUACGAUAAAAAACUAUCCUCGGUCGGGCCGGCCUAUGCGACCGACCCGGACUUAGUGCACGAGCCCGGCAACUUGGACUUAGCCAUGAAGCUCCACUACCUAAGAGGAAUCUACUACUUUGAGAGGCAAGCUUUUGAGGGUUUGAGAAUCCUUGCCAUCAAGGAGCCCAUGUUUGACUGGCUUAACAAGUACCCGGUCACGUCGGGGCGCUUUCGCCGGGCCGAAUCGGGCCGGGCCUAUAUAAAAUGCAAUGAUUGUGGGGUGAGAUUUCUUGAGGCCAAAUGUGACAAAACUCUAGAGGAAUGGUUUCAAAUUCGGGAUGCAUCUCUUGAGAAGCUCCUUGUUUCCAACCAAAUCAUUGGGCCCGAACUUGGAUUUUCACCUCUCGUUCUUAUUCAGGUAUGA
This is a messenger RNA of Salvia hispanica, 438 nucleotides long. The record is from RefSeq and is a predicted model, not a curated record. Lineage: Eukaryota; Viridiplantae; Streptophyta; Magnoliopsida; Lamiales; Lamiaceae.